AUUUACUAUAUCAGGUCUCCUGCAGUGCACAGAACAUGUAAGUGCCAUUAUUUUAGAAAAUAUAAACUGCUAAUCUUGUGACUUCUAUCAGUUUCCAGCCGAGCACAUGUUAAAGCUUGUAGGAGGAGUUUUCAUUCUGCUGUAAGAGGAUGCAGAACCCCUGACCUCUGUCUGGACAGUGCUGAUUGGCCCUGUGCUGAUCACAUGCACUCUCCCAAGAACAAAAAAACCCUCUAUAGCAAUACACAAUAAGCUGAGCAUGUGCAGAGUGUCUCCACAUGAUAUGUCUUAUCAGGAGAUAAGAAGAGGACACUGUAAGAAGGGGAAGAUCAGAGAAGUCAGGAUCAAACAGCUUUUUUACACAAUGCAGAGGAUUAACCCCUUAGGUUCCACAGUGAGUAUAACAAGCAUGCUUUACUGCAUAUUCAGACUGAUUUUACUGUUGUGAGUUUAG
Messenger RNA from Staurois parvus, 454 nucleotides. The record is from the annotation of a GenBank genome assembly. NCBI's taxonomy places the organism in Eukaryota, Metazoa, Chordata, Amphibia, Anura, Ranidae.